Messenger RNA from Pistacia vera, 552 nucleotides. RefSeq lists its product as uncharacterized. Gene Ontology annotation, biological process: negative regulation of catalytic activity. Bases 1 to 552 code for a protein of 183 amino acids. Gene Ontology annotation, molecular function: pectinesterase inhibitor activity. Lineage: Eukaryota; Viridiplantae; Streptophyta; Magnoliopsida; Sapindales; Anacardiaceae. The record is from RefSeq and is a predicted model, not a curated record. The transcript has a single exon.
AUGGCCUACCAUUCUUCAGCUUUUCUUAUUCCUCUCCUUCUAUUUUCUUUCCUUUUUCACUCAUAUGCCCUGACUCCCCAUCUCCAAGUACCUGACAAAGUAAUUGAUGCCCUUUGUGAUGAAAUUGUGAACCCAGAGCUUUGCAAAACCACUCUAAAAAAUUUCACAAUAAAAUCCCAAGUGGCAGAUAGGCAUGAACUUGGUGUAAUCACAGUUCUCUUAGCAACUACACAAGCAAGAUUAACCAGAAAUGGUUUCAAAGAAAUCCUACAAAAUGAGAAAGAUGAUGCAACGAAGAACUAUUUGUUGAAUUGUUUGAAUGAUUAUACAGUAACAUUGGACAAGCUUAGAGCUGCCGAUUUGCUAUCCAACCAGAAGGAUUAUAAGGGUAUGAUCAAAUUGGUGAAUGAAGCCGUGGAGAUGUCAAGAAACUGUAGAGAUGGUUUCAAAAAUUUGCCAAGCCACCCAUCUAAAGCCUUGGAAGAAAAUUACCAGAAAAUGGUAUGGCUCAAUGACAUGGCACUCAUCACUCUUCAUGUUCUUGGUGGGUGA